AUGGACUUCAUCGAGUUUAUCAUAAACCUCUUCUUUUGUGGACAUUUUUGGUCUUGGAAUACCUCGACCCCCCAAGACACCCCCUCGUAUAUGACCCAGAACGAUCGUAUCAUCCCCCCCGAGGAGGAACGCAAGUACAUCGGUGGCUACACAGUCGACGAGUUUCUGGCUGCCGAGCGUGCAGCAGAAAACGAGAUACUGGCUUCAAUCGGCCUCGGCAAUGAGAUCCAUACCAUUGGGGCGACUGGAGAGGGAACCAUCGAUUACGAUGAUCCUUCAUUGCACUUUAUCACCGAGCCGGCGGGUAUCAGAGAUGAUUAG
Messenger RNA from Morchella sextelata, 321 nucleotides. RefSeq lists its product as uncharacterized. The transcript has a single exon. The coding region runs from base 1 to 321 and encodes 106 amino acids. The record is from RefSeq and is a predicted model, not a curated record. NCBI's taxonomy places the organism in Eukaryota, Fungi, Ascomycota, Pezizomycetes, Pezizales, Morchellaceae.